Molecule: messenger RNA, 1616 nt
Organism: Pseudomyrmex gracilis
Lineage: Eukaryota; Metazoa; Arthropoda; Insecta; Hymenoptera; Formicidae
Product: mitochondrial pyruvate carrier 4-like
Exons: 4
Coding region: 239-631 (130 amino acids)
Biological process (GO): pyruvate import into mitochondria
Cellular component (GO): mitochondrial inner membrane
Molecular function (GO): pyruvate transmembrane transporter activity
Source: RefSeq, a predicted model, not a curated record
UCCUACGACCCGCAGCGACGAAAUGAUGAGUACGACGUGUGGGGCGAGGCAAAGGGAAGCAACCGCGCGAGCAUCACGACCAAUCGGCGCACUUGGCGUUUCUCGGUCGCAGCGUGCGGACUGACUGUCCCUUCGUGCCGCCACUUGCCGUUUUUCGCGAUCUCAUUCGAUUUCCGACUUUACGUCCGCGAAGUCAUCGAUCCGCGUCCAUCUUCAGAGUCGACGACCGCUGUGAGCCAUGUCGGUAAUCUAUAAGAACUCGAUGAACACCAUCGGCAAGUUCGUGCCCGAGAAGCUGCAACCUCUGUGGAAACAUCCAGCUGGUCCACAGACCAUCUUCUUCUGGGCACCGGCUUUUAAAUGGGGUCUCGUAAUCGCCGGCCUCGGUGAUCUGCAGAGGCCAGCCAACAAAAUCUCCGUCAGCCAAUCUUGUGCCUUGGGCAUCACCGGGUUGAUCUGGACCAGAUACUCCUUAGCCAUCAUUCCGAAAAACUGGAAUCUCUUUAGCGUCAAUCUCUUUGUGGCGUGUACGGCCAUAUACCAAGUAGCAAGAGCUCUAAGGUAUCAGCGCCAACAAGCAGCUCUGGAAGCGGCGGCACCGGCGGUGGCUUCGUCGGGCACGGCUCACUGACGAUAAUUGUACAGAUAAAACAUUCCUAGGAAACAAAUAUUUAAUUCUUUAUUAUUUCACGUUCCACAAAACAAAUACGGUUAUUAUUUAGCGCGUUCGAACGACGUAAUCUAAUACGACGUUUAGUUUGAUCUGAGACCAAUGUAUAUCCUAGUGAGAAGCGAGACAAACACACAAUGAAAAGAUAGUUAAGUGAUAUAUACCUCUAAGUUAUAUAUAAAUAUAACUCUUGUAACUUAAACUUUUCACUCGUACUUUUGUGAAGAUAUAGUACAAUGGCGUGCAAUCUAUCGGUAAUCUCGAGCAUAGAUGCGACAUCGCGCAUGAAAACAACACAACAGACAACUCCAAAAGAUCAUUCGAGAGACUUCUUCACAAAUUGACAUUUUUCAGAACAUCUCUCUGCGAGAUCUUUUAGAGCGACCGUUUGUGUUGCGCGGUAUAAAUCAAAAGAAACACAAGUUUUUACGUCGUAAUGUCGGUUGAGUUUCUCGGUGCCAAAACUGUGAUACGUGUGCGACGCGACACGUUAAUAUCGUUAUUCAGUUCACGCUGUAUUCACGCGACAAAAUUGUAUCCUGUAUACGGAUAGAUCAAAUGCGAUUUAGCACAAUGAGCAAUUACGCGUAAUCGAACAAGUAAUAACGUAAUGUUUUGAACAGGUCGUCGUGUGUGUACAUACAUGUUGUGCGUUAUCAGUCAUCAUCGAUUAUCACACACACACACACGAUCUGUACGUGCAUACGUCUUUAACUGUCAAAGCUCGACCGUGCGCUCUACCUCGAGUCGCGUAAUAAUGCUGCGCUUCCGCAUGACAUAUCGACACGAUAGCGACCCACGACAGUUAAGAGAAGAGCGAACAAGUGUACAAAACUGUUGUAUAUCUCGCUCAAUAUUAUUGUAACUCUCUCGCUCUGAUCAGUUGUGAAAUAAAAACUAACAGUUAUUUUUAUCUAAUAAUAUAUCAUUACGUUGUGAAAACACA